Molecule: messenger RNA, 783 nt
Organism: Aspergillus nidulans FGSC A4
Lineage: Eukaryota; Fungi; Ascomycota; Eurotiomycetes; Eurotiales; Aspergillaceae
Product: DnaJ domain protein
Exons: 3
Coding region: 1-783 (260 amino acids)
Cellular component (GO): mitochondrial inner membrane
Source: RefSeq, a predicted model, not a curated record
AUGACCAUGCCAACACUUUACGAAGUCCUCGAUGUCCCCGUAACGGCCACGCCGGCCGAGAUUAAAAAAAAGUUCUACGCCCUCUCCCUCGCCCACCACCCAGACCGCAAUCCCAACGACCCCAGCGCAUCCUCGCGCUUCGCCAAAAUCUCUUCCGCCUACCAAACCCUCAGCAACAGCGCAAAGCGCUCAACAUAUGACCGGGACCACGGAAUCCACUCGCGAAACUUUCAAUCCACGCACUCCACUGCAACACCCGGUCAGCACCCCAUGGGCAGCCACAGCAGUCACGGCGCAUCAUAUUUCGGGUCGCGGCCUGCAAGCGGACUCAGUAAACGGCGAGGCGUAUUUAAGGGUCCUCCGCCGAGUUUUUACGCGCACGGCGGGUAUGGUAAUAAUAGGGCUCGAAGGGCGGGGGGGUUCUAUUCAGCUGGGUCUGGUGCUGGCGGUAGUUCGGCCGGUGCCGCGGGCAGCACUAAGAAAGAAGAUGAUCCAACGGGGUUUAUUGAUCGGAAUCCAAUAUCGCAUUUUAACGCGCGGGGCCAUUAUCGAACACAGACGGCAGAGGAUGCGCGAAGACAGGAAAGACGGUCCAGGGUGGAUGCCGAUAUCAAUGAGCAGUAUAUAGGUAGUCGCGGAGACUUUGCGUUGCGGUUCAUUGCAGUUUCAAGCAUCUUGCUGGGUGCGGGCGCAUUGGCGGGGUUCCUUCGUUGGCCGAGCAGUGAUGGCAGUGUUAAUGAGAAGUCGCGCCAAACAAAGUAUUCGAGGAUGAAAGAUGGCUGA